AUGCUUCGCAAGACCCUUUUUAGUGCCGGUACAGUGGCUAUUGGCGCUGCCAUGCCUAUGGUUGCAUUCGCCGACAACAAGUACAAGCCAGUAUACGAUGACGAUGUGAAAGAAAUCAAAAACCCUUUGCCUGGUACUGUUCUUCCCGGGAAAGAGGUGGAGACUGCCAUUUCCAAGACCGAGGCCAAGAUCGAUCAAGCACUUGACUUGCAAGUUCAAAAAGUCAGUGGUUUCAACAUCCAGGUCCCUGAGGCACUCAGUAAAUAUGUGCAUGUGACUCGCGAUUUCGUCAAUGAUGUCACGCAGAAGGUCGAGGCUAAGAGCUCCGAUCUUUUCAGCCGCUAUAUUCAGGGUGAGCGUGGUCUUACGCAGACCAUUGCUAGUUUAAAAGCACCCGGUGAAGACGUUUUGCCCAAUGCCAUUUAUAUUCUCAUUGGCGGUUUGAGCGGCUCUAUUUUUGCCCGCCGUUCCAACGUUUUUGUCCGUGGACUCGCGCCCGUGGUUGUUGGUGUUGGUGCUUUUGCCUACUUCAUGCCUCAGACUUUUGCCAACACUCGUGAUCUGGCCUGGCGCGAGGAAAAAGAGCAUCUUCCCCAGCUCGCUGAGGCUCAUGCUGCAGCAGAGAAACAGGUCGCUGAGCUCAAGAAUUCAGCAAUUGACGCUGCUAAUAAGAGCGAGUCUAAACUACGGGCCGGUGUGAACAAGGCCCGCAAGGUUUUCAAAGACUGGACCGGCGUUAAUUUGCCUUGA
Wickerhamiella sorbophila is the source of this 750-nucleotide messenger RNA. RefSeq names its product MICOS subunit MIC26. The record is from RefSeq and is a predicted model, not a curated record. Lineage: Eukaryota; Fungi; Ascomycota; Dipodascomycetes; Dipodascales; Trichomonascaceae. The transcript has a single exon. The coding region runs from base 1 to 750 and encodes 249 amino acids. Gene Ontology annotation, biological process: cristae formation. Gene Ontology annotation, cellular component: mitochondrial crista junction; MICOS complex.